Messenger RNA from Didymodactylos carnosus, 1068 nucleotides. Lineage: Eukaryota; Metazoa; Rotifera; Eurotatoria; Philodinida; Philodinidae. The record is from the annotation of a GenBank genome assembly.
AUGAGAUGGGUUAGAACACUACGUUCCAGAUACUGCCCAUCCAUUAACGGUGUUUUAUUGUUAAGUAAAAGUCGAAUUGUUAGUUGUUUUAUAGUAGCUGUUCGUACAACUGGCAAAGUUUAUCUAAAUGAGGUUCAAUAUCCAUCAAAUGAUCAUGAAGCAAUUCCAACGUUUGUAAAUUCGUGCACGACAGAAGGGCAUCCAGCUGUGGAUAACACGGAUACCUGCCGAGUAUUAAAGGAAUGUUCCAAAAAAGCUAGCAGUUUUACCGUCGAAUCGUUAGCCAAAUUUCUGGACGAUCGUUUUUAUGAAAUUAAUGGGUUACAAAAAACAGCACAACAAUUAAUUAGAUCAAUUGAAAUGUGCAGAAUCGAUAUUAGACGAUGGGGAGGAAGAAAUGAAGCCAACAAAAAUCGUCCGUAUUUUGAGGGCCACGAAAGACCAGACGUCCAACAACAUCGAAAAGAAUUUAUUGAUCAUUUUUUAUCCAACAAAACUGAAUAUUAUUUAUUGAACGAUGAGGAAGUAUCAAAAUGGAUCCAGCCAACAGCACCAAAGCCCAGAGUUUUGAUUUGUCACGAUGAAUCUACUUUUCGUAGUGGAGAGGUUAGUGCGCGUAGGUGGGUGAUCGAUGAUUCGGCACCCUUUUUUAGCAAAGGUCGUGGUCGAAGCUACAUGAUUUCCGAUUUUUUGGUCAUCCAUCCAUCGUCACCAUAUUUUCAAUUAAGUCCAGCUGAAUGGAAUCAAGCAACUCAACGAUAUCCAAAAUUAUUGGAAGAAGUAGAUAUUAUUUAUGAAAAAUUUUCGGCAUCAGCAGCAAUAAAUAUUGGAAGUGAUUUAUAUAUGGACAACGAAUUGAUUUUAGAACAAUUUGAACGAUUAUUUCAAAUGUUACAGUUCAAAGAAGAAUACAAGACGCAUACUAUUGAAGUGUUAGUGGAUAAUGCAAGAACUCAUACUAGCAAGGAAUUUAGUGUUAAUGAUUUUGGUAUGAAACCAGGUAUCCGGUGUCCAGUUCAAUCAAUUGAAUAUUUAGAUCCAGCUACAAAUCAACGAAUAUCAUUGUGA